AUGGCUAUGACAAAUGCUGAAAGAAUGAAAAAAUAUCGAGAAAAAUUAAAACAAAAUAAAGUUAAACAUGAAGAAGUCAAAGCAAAGUCUCGUCAUCGAUACCAAUCAAAUAAAGCAAAACUAACUAGAGCUGGUUUGGCCGAAUUUCGCAACAACAACAAAAUUCGUCAACAAAAAUGUCGUGAAAAUAAAAAAAAGCAUUGGCUCAAUAAUCCAUCCUCAUCGUCAUUUAAAAGUCGUCAAUCAUUUGGCAAAUCAAUGAAAAAAGUCAAUUCAUCUCUUCCAAAAUGCGACCAGAAAAAGAAAAUUAUCGUUCAACAUCUUGCCGAAAAAUUUGGUUUACUUCCUAAAUCCACACAUCAACGAAUAAGCCUUCAACUUACUGAUCAAUUGAAAAAUGCCGUUCACAAUUUUUAUCUACGAGAUGACGUUUCAUAUCAACUUCCAGGUAAGAAAGAUUCAAUUGUUAUUAAAGAGAGUGAUGGUAGCAAAGUAACUUAUCAGAAACGAAUUUUGUUAAAUAGUUUACGAGAAAAUUACGAAUUAUUCAAAGAGGAAAAUCCUAAUAUUAGUCUCAGUCGUUCAUCAUUUGCUGCUUUGCGACCUUCUUUUGUUGUUUUGAAAGCUGCUUUGGCACAUCGAAAUUGUCUAUGUUUGUAUCACGAAAACAUUUGUCUACUUUUGAAAUCUCUUGAUAAAUAUGUUGAUGGAAAAUAUUGUUCAUCGUUGGACAAUUUCGUUAAUUGUUUGGUUUGUAGUAGCAAUAAUGAAGAAUGCAUGUUUAGUAGUUGUUCUCUUUGUGAAGGAUUUUUUGACGAGAAGAUUUUGGAAAAUGUUUCUCAUGGAGGUGCUCAAAUUACUUGGUCACAAUGGGCGAAUGAAAAUGGUCGUGCCGAGAAAAGAGAGUUUUCAGGAAGCGUUGGUGAAGCAGCUUUGUUGUUGAAAUCAAAAGUUGAACAGUUUUUGUAUCAUGUGUAUAUAAAACGAGAACAGUCAAAUUAUUUCGAAAAGUUGAAGGCUGAUGUAACUGACGAAAAGAUUGUUCUACAAGUCGAUUUUUCAGAAAAUUUCAAUAUGAAAGAGCAAGAUGAAGUUCAAAGCGCUCAUUGGAAUAGUAAAUCGUUGAGUAUAUUCACGGCUUUUGUUUGGUCUAAGAGUGAAAAUUUUUCAUUUGCUUUACCAUCAUUGGAUCUAACACAUGAUAAAUUUGUUGUUGAUGCUGCUUUAGCAAUCAUUUUGAAUCACAUUGCAACAAAACUUCCAAAUAUAAAAGAAAUCAAUUGUUUUUCUGAUGGUGCUGCUUCUCAAUUUAAACAACGUUUCCAUUUUCGAAAUCUAACACGAAUUGCUAAUAAAUAUAACAUCAGUCUAAGUUGGAAUUUUUUUGCUACUGCUCAUGGUAAAGGUGUUGUUGAUGGUAUUGGAGGGAGUGCAAAGCGUCUUGUAUGGUCAGCUGUUUUGGCAGGAGAAGUGUGUCGAACGGCCGAGGAUUUUGUUAAAAUUGCAAAGAAAAAAACUAAAAAAAUAAUUUUUAUUGAAAUUACAGCAGAUGCAAUCGAUCGUUCGAAAGUUGAACUUGAAAAUAUUUUCAAAACAGCAAAAUCAACUCCAGAAACAUUAAAAAUGCAUUCAGUUGUAGUGGUUGAUAAAGAUGAACUAGAGUUUCGUUAUUAUUCUAUGGCUUCUCGUAAACGAAUUGUAAAAUAUUAA
Molecule: messenger RNA, 1710 nt
Organism: Adineta ricciae
Lineage: Eukaryota; Metazoa; Rotifera; Eurotatoria; Adinetida; Adinetidae
Source: the annotation of a GenBank genome assembly